UGAUGAUGUAUUGUGCUGUAGUGGAGUCUUCAUAUAAGAAGUAGAACAUUUAUAAUCAUUCAAUCAUUGCACAUUUUCUACUCCGGCGAAGAUGACCGCAACAAUGAAUCACAUUCUACCGAUCCUCUACUUUCUGACGUUAUCAGCAGCAAUAUCAGGGAAGACAAUACGAAAUGAUGUUGCAGAUGACUAUCCACGUUAUGCCUACAACCAAGCCAUCGAUUCUUAUUCUGGAGACAAAGCGCAAUUUGGAUAUAGAGAAGACCAGCUGAAUGGAGCCUAUAACCCCCUACAGAAUGAUGGAAAUUUACGUGUAGUGGAGUACGCUACGGAUGACUUUAGCAGCGGAUUCAACGCAAUUGUGCAGAAAUUGGCAGCGAGUCUAGUACAAUCAUCGCCUCUUUUUGGUCCUCUACCCCUUCCUUUGCCGCCAGUUAACCCUUUAAUAAACCCAUUGCAUUAUGGAUUCGGACCAACAGCGUUACCCGUAGGGGAAGUAGAACUACCAAAUGUUACGGUAAAAGGUCGCAGUAUACCGUGGGACCCUAAGUCGCGAACGUUCGGCGGCUGGAAACCUCUCGACGGACCUGUACGCAAAGCCCCACUAGCGACAAUUGUGACCAGGAAAUAUGUGAAUGGACAGCUGUAUAAAGUGAGGACAAAGCCAAUCUCCUUAGUUGGCAAAACAAUCAUCAUCAAGAGAAGACCUGAUUUAGAUUAAGAAGAAGAUGCCAUACUUUUAGAUGUUAAAUUUAGGUUAUCGAAUUCUCUAGUCUCUAUUGUAAAUAAUCUGUUUGUGUAGAAUGUGAUUAAUUAUUUAUAAGUGUUAUUUUGUUACUAUUUUUUAAAUAAUAGUGACAAAAAAGACGAUCAAAACUGUG
Molecule: messenger RNA, 881 nt
Organism: Maniola jurtina (meadow brown)
Lineage: Eukaryota; Metazoa; Arthropoda; Insecta; Lepidoptera; Nymphalidae
Exons: 3
Coding region: 92-721 (209 amino acids)
Source: RefSeq, a predicted model, not a curated record